Molecule: messenger RNA, 1476 nt
Organism: Colletotrichum karsti
Lineage: Eukaryota; Fungi; Ascomycota; Sordariomycetes; Glomerellales; Glomerellaceae
Product: phosphatidylinositol phospholipase c
Exons: 1
Coding region: 1-1476 (491 amino acids)
Biological process (GO): lipid metabolic process
Molecular function (GO): phosphoric diester hydrolase activity
Source: RefSeq, a predicted model, not a curated record
AUGGGGUUCUGCCUCUCACUUCCCUUCCCCUCCCCCUCCUCCACCGGAAUCCCCAUCGCCAUGCCCAAUCUCACCAUUCGCAACCUCAGCUCCAAGCCUGUGACCCUCAAGCGCGUUGAGCGCUUCGAGGGUGAGAGGGUUCGCACUGGCAAUGUCUUGGGCAAUACUGUUGGCACCAUCGGCUCCUUCUUUAAUGCGACGAACUUCAUUACCAAAGAGACGAUCACUAAAGGCGAGUCUCACACUACGGAGGACGUAGAAGUCCAUGUUGAUCCCUUCACUAUCAACGCCACGGAAAUACCUGCUCCAGAAGAUGGCGGCAAGGAGGUCAUCCGCCUCAUGUUCGAGAUCGAGGGCCACUUCUACGAGAUCGACGCUCCUAGCCCCUCCAACCGCUCCUCCGUCAUGAAGAAGCUCGACGAUGCGCCUCUCGAGCUGACGGCUGUCUAUGUGCCCUCCGGCGCAUUCCUCGCCAUCAUGUCCUCCGCAAACCUCCACGCCUGGAUGGCCGAGCUGCAGGACCACUAUCCCCUCCCUCUCCUCUCCAUCCCCGGCACGCACAACUCGCCUACAUGCCACACGGCUCUCCCCUCGGUGCGCUGCCAGGCCGUCGGCGUGCGCGAGCAGCUCGACAACGGCGUGCGAUUCCUCGACAUCCGCGUCUCGACCCCCCAAGACAGCGACGACCUUGCCCUCGUCCACUCCGCCUUCCCCAUCUCCCUGACGGGCAACAAGUACUUCGCCGACAUGCUCUCCGACAUCUACGCCUACCUCGACGCCAACCCCACCGAGACUGUCCUCAUGUCCCUCAAGCGCGAGGGCACCGGCAAGGGCACCGACGAGCACCUGAGCCGCUACAUGCGCGACCGCUACGUCAGCCGCGACGCCCACCGCUGGUUCGUCGAGCCGCGCAUCCCCACGCUCGGCGACUGCCGCGGCCGCAUCGUCCUGAUCCGCCGCUACUUCCUCGACGAGUCGCUGCACGGCGAACACGACGGCAGGGGAUGGGGCAUCGACGCCCAGCACUGGCCCGACAACUGCGAGGACGGCACCGUCGGCGGCGGCCUCAUCCGCGUGCAGGACUUUUACGAGAUCGACCAGUCGACCAACAUCGAGAGGAAGAUCGACUACUCGCGCGGCCAGCUGGAACGCGCCGCCGAGCAGUUCUUCCACCUCCCCGGCAUGCCCGAUUUCAACGCCGACGCUCCGCCGCUGCCGUUCUUCGUCAACUUCCUUAGCGCCAGUAACUUCUUCAACGCCACCUGCUGGCCGGAGCGUAUCGCGGCGAAGGUGAACCCGGCCGUCGUCGAGUACCUCUGUAUGAACCACGGCGAGCAGGGCAAGGGCCCUCAUCAGCUCAACGUCGGCGACGCCGCGACGGGUAUCAUUGUAACGGAUUGGGUUGGCGCCCACGGCGACUGGGACCUGAUCAGAUGUAUUGUUGGGAUGAACUCGCGGCUGCAGCUCAAGCAGUAG